CCAGACCAAACUUACAAGUUGAGGAAACCUUACUUUUGUAGCAAAUUCUUGCAUCAAACAAUUCCUGGUUUCCAUAUUUUGGUACUUCCUUCCUUGCAUUACUCAACUCUUUGGAUCUUCUUUGGUUUUCCGCUUAUAGAGAUAGUGGGAGUUGUAUAAAUUUUUGCAGACAUGGCCAACAAAGAGGAUGUAGAGAACUCAAGAGAGCCACUCAUGAACAGAGAUGGAUCAGCUCAUGAAGGGCAUCAAUGGAUGGUUUACCUCAGCACAUUCGUUGCUGUCUGUGGCUCUUAUGAGUUUGGAUGCUGUGCAGGUUUUUCGUCUCCUACUCAGGACGCCAUCACUGAAGAUCUUAGUUUGUCAUUAGCAGAGUAUUCAAUGUUUGGCUCCCUUUUGACAUUUGGUGCAAUGAUUGGUGCUAUCACGAUUGGUCCCAUCGCUGAUUUCAUUGGUCGAAAAGGGGCCAUGAGACUGUCCAGUGCUUUAUGUGUUGCAGGUUGGCUAGCUAUAUACUUUGCUGAGAGUAUUUGGCCUCUUGACAUUGGGAGGCUGGCAAAUGGUUAUGGAAUGGGAGCCUUUUCUUACGUGGUACCUGUUUUCAUAGCCGAAAUUGCUCCAAAAAAUCUUCGAGGAAGGCUAACUGCUGCAAAUCAGUUAAUGAUCUGUGCUGGAGUGUCCGUUUCAUACAUAAUUGGGAUAGUAGUGAGUUGGAGGGCUCUAGCAUUAAUAGGACUUAUUCCGUGUGCUGUGAUCAUUUUCGGCCUCUUUUUCAUUCCCGAGUCUCCAAGAUGGUUGGCAAAGACAGGAAAACACAAAGAGUUUGAAGUUGCACUACAGAAACUUCGUGGUGAAGAUGCUGAUGUAUCUCAUGAAGCAGCGGAAAUCCAGGAUUAUAUAGCAACACUUGACCAUCUCCCGAAAGCCAAAAUGCUCGAUUUGUUUCAAAGGAGAUACUCGCGCUCAGUCAUUAUAGGAGUUGGGUUGAUGGUCUGUCAACAAUUCGGGGGGAUCAAUGGGGUCUGUUUCUAUGUCAGCAGUAUUUUUGAGCAAGCAGGAUUUUCUUCAAGCAUCGGAACUAUAACCUAUGCUAUUCUUCAGGUUGUGGUUACAGGCAUUGGUGCAGCUGUAAUGGAUAAAGCUGGAAGAAAGCCUCUAAUUUUGAUUUCUGGAUCAGGGUUGGUACUUGGCUGUGUCCUGACUGCAAUUUCAUUCUUUCUGAAGGUUAAUGACUUGGCACUCGGUGCAGUUGGUGCACUUGCUGUAACUGGCAUAUUGGUCUAUAUAGGAUCAUUUUCAAUAGGAAUGGGAGCAGUUCCUUGGGUUGUGAUGUCUGAGAUAUUCCCAAUCAAUAUUAAAGGACAGGCUGGAAGCUUAGCAACGUUAGUGAACUGGUUUGGAGCAUGGUUGUGUUCCUACACUUUCAACUUCCUGAUGAGUUGGAGCUCCUAUGGCACCUUCAUUCUGUAUGCAGCAAUUAAUGGCCUGGGUAUAGUGUUUGUGGUUUUCUUAGUACCUGAAACAAAGGGGAAAACCCUUGAACAAAUCCAAGCCGCCAUUAACAAAUAGAGAAUUGAAGGAAGAUCAAGAAAAGGAAUUAAUGAAGUUCACGCUUUGUUUGUGGUUAUCGGUGCAUUCAAACGUUUUACAGCUGAGAUUACAAGCAACUUGGAAGAUGAUACCGGGGAAUAGCUUGGAAACGAGGUUUGCACCUAUGUAAUGAAAACAAAACAUAUCUGUCAUCAUAUGACCUAAAAAUGUGUUUCAUCAUAUCUAUUUACUUAAAAACCAACCUCUUUUGUUUUGGCAAUUGAUAUUGGGGUCUCAAAA
This is a messenger RNA of Rosa chinensis, 1827 nucleotides long. Its product is annotated as sugar transporter ERD6-like 7. Gene Ontology annotation, molecular function: sugar transmembrane transporter activity. The record is from RefSeq and is a predicted model, not a curated record. NCBI's taxonomy places the organism in Eukaryota, Viridiplantae, Streptophyta, Magnoliopsida, Rosales, Rosaceae. Gene Ontology annotation, biological process: transmembrane transport; carbohydrate transport. Gene Ontology annotation, cellular component: membrane. The coding region runs from base 172 to 1566 and encodes 464 amino acids. The transcript has 18 exons.